Molecule: messenger RNA, 1131 nt
Organism: Styela clava
Lineage: Eukaryota; Metazoa; Chordata; Ascidiacea; Stolidobranchia; Styelidae
Product: centromere protein H-like
Biological process (GO): chromosome segregation; kinetochore assembly; mitotic spindle organization
Cellular component (GO): kinetochore; nucleus
Molecular function (GO): kinetochore binding
Source: RefSeq, a predicted model, not a curated record
UUUUGUUUAUACUCUAUAGGUUCACCACGUCUGGAUUAUAGUAAAAUGAAUAAAUGAUUAUAGCAUGGCAGAAGGCAGGACAAAAAAACAGACAGGUGAAAUUCUGGAAUCAAUAGAGGAACUUACUAGGCUGAGAGAUUUUCUUCAAAGUCAAAUUGACGAUUGUUCAGUGAGAUGUUCCGCUGCAAAAUGCACAAAUGAAGAAGAACAUAUAUCUGGUAACAGUUUAGUUCAAAAGAUUGAGCAAAAACGAGCUGAUGUGCUUGAUGAAAAAGCGAGACAAAUGUUGAAAGAUGAUGUAGUAAAAACAUUACUCUAUUCUCGCGAAGCUCUUCAUUCUGUAUAUCCAAAUAUGUUUCCACCGCUCAAUGAAGAUCAGGAACUGUCUGCAAGUCUCAGGACUAACAUAAGAGAAAAAUUGGCAAAGCUACAUGAAACUAAUAAAAAAAUUUUAGAUUUGCAAGAUAAAAAGACAAAGUUAAGACAAAGACAUCAUCAACUUGAUUUGGAAAUACGAAAGAUUAUCAGUGAAAAUAAAGAAAGUAUGAACCUUCUACAAAUUUCAAAUAAGACAAAUAAUCAAGAAGUACUAAGGCGGGAGUGUGAACUCAAAUAUCCGGAGGUCCAAGAAGCAAAAGUAGAUCUUGAAAAGGAGGUCAAACAAUUGAGAACGGUGAAAUAUAUUUUCCAAUGUUUAAUACAAGCUUCGAAAUUAGACUGGUUUGAGGAUAAGGAACUGUAUGAACUCGUCAUUCAGCUUGGACAAAAUGAUGACGAUUUGACCGAACCUGGAGAUUGAGUUUCAAGAUUUUGCCAUCUUGGGAUCUCUUUCUAUAUGGUAGUGGGAAAUCUGACAUAGCUGGCUCAUGCAGAGGCGCUAUUCGACAGUUACAACUUGGCCAUAGUUAUGUACUGUAAAAACUACCGGUAUGUCACAUGCCUGAUGAUUUAGUUACACUUGCUAAUUUCACUAUAUGAUGCCAUUGCUGCUUUACAUGUCAAAUUUUUUUUUUAUUAGCGAAAUAUUUUGUAUACAGUUGGUGUGUACUUUCUUUAUACAGCGAUGAAAUAGUGGAAAGAAUAAAAAAUUUUAUAUGGCGAUAAAAUAAAGAGAAGAAAGAUAACCUAAAG